Molecule: messenger RNA, 1763 nt
Organism: Lutzomyia longipalpis
Lineage: Eukaryota; Metazoa; Arthropoda; Insecta; Diptera; Psychodidae
Product: scoloptoxin SSD976-like
Exons: 4
Coding region: 451-1551 (366 amino acids)
Cellular component (GO): extracellular region
Source: RefSeq, a predicted model, not a curated record
GUCUCUGACCUGUCUGCAAAAAUUAACAAGCGCUCACCUCCACCACAGAAUCAUUCUCUCGCGCGCAGAAUUUGUCUCUCUUCGCAUGGAUUCCGCCAGUAUAAAAGGCAAUCGUCACCAAGUGGCUGAUCGCAAUAGACUUCCAGGCGUCUUCGCGAAGUGAGUAAUAAAAAGUUCGGAGAAGAUUUUUGCAGUCAUUCUAGCGACUUUUUAUAUAGCGCUUAUCGCCUAUUGUUUUUCCUUUUUGUUUCUCUUCUUUUUCUUGUACAUCCAAACGCGAAGAUCACUCAAUUAGUUGGACAAAUAGACGAACAACGAAUUAGUAAAACAACAAAAAAAACGCCUUUUACGCAAAUCAACAUAAAAAAGAAUCAGUGGAAAAUAUUGUGGAAGUUUUUUUUUUUAUUUCUAACUAAAAGAUAAGAAUUUGACAUUAAAAAAUUUUUAAAAAUGAAGAUAAUCGGCAAGAUCGCGAUCCUCAUUGUAAUUCUCGCAACGGAAACCACGACUGCUUGCAGAAAUGCCCAGCUAAUGAAGACUGGGGUUACUGAACAGGAGAAGUAUGACAUACUGGAGACACACAAUCGCCUACGACAGUCCGUGGCAAUGGGCCAAGUGCGUGGUCAACCAGGUGCUGAGAAUAUGAUGGAAAUGAAAUGGGACUCCGAAUUGGCUGCCAAAGCGCAACAAUGGGCAUCAGAGUGCACCUUUGAGCAUGAUCCGAGUCGCUAUUUGAAUCGCUUCACAAUGGGACAGAAUCUUGCUAUUAUGUGGAGCACUGAACCCCUUGGUGAGCAUGAAGGGGACUUCCCGUCGCGCAUCCAGAACUGGUUUAACGAAGUCAACGCCUACAAUUGGGGUGCAUCGUGGUCACCAAAGACUGGUCACUACUCACAGCUAGUUUGGGGUGAAACAAAUCUCGUGGGAUGUGGCUUUUCAUCCUACUACGAUGGUUACAAGUACAACAAACUCUGGGUUUGCAACUACGGACCAGGAGGAAACGUAGUUGGAGUUGAUCCCUACUCAACAGGAAGUCCAGCUUGUCAAAACUUCGGACUUUCCACAUCAAGUCGCUACCCUGGCCUGUGCACAGAUGCACCAACAAUCCAGACAUUCACCUACAACCCACCACAGCAGAACUACAUUACAGACUACAACACUGGCAAGUACACAGCUCCACACAAGGCUGAAUAUACGCGCGUGACGUUCAACAAACCCCAGAAGAGCGUAUCGUUCUCCAAUCAACUGGCCGACUACUCAUGGAAUCAACCGCAAACUCAGCAGUACUAUCAAGAACCUAAGACUCAGCAGUACUUCCAGGAACCCAAAGUCCAGACACAAUACUACCAGGAACCCCAGACUCAACAGCAAUACUACCAGGAACCCAAAGCCCAACAACAAUACUACCAAGAACCAGAAACCCACAUCUACAUUCAACAGGAACAACCCGUACAGAAUGCAUUUGCAUCCUUUAAACCAGUACGACAGAGUACAAAGAGCGACCGAUCAAGUGCACUCCUCUCAUACAAUUGGGAUGCCUUCUUCAACUGAAAGUCCCACAGAUUUGUAUUAGGAAUUCUUUUAGGAUUAUGUGUGCUAAUACUCAACUUAGAAAUAUUUUCAAAUUCUUUGCUAUAGGUUGUUGUUUUUAAGGCAAAUGACUGGAUAACUUUUAAGGCAAUUUUUUUAUACAAAUUUUGUAUUAGUAGCGUGAACAAUUUUUUUUGUAUGACGCAUUUAAUAAACCAUUUUUGCUGGUUAAA